Dunckerocampus dactyliophorus (ringed pipefish) is the source of this 5815-nucleotide messenger RNA. RefSeq names its product RAB11 family interacting protein 1 (class I) a (gene rab11fip1a). Gene Ontology annotation, molecular function: small GTPase binding. The coding region runs from base 336 to 4475 and encodes 1379 amino acids. Gene Ontology annotation, biological process: regulated exocytosis. The record is from RefSeq and is a predicted model, not a curated record. The transcript has 6 exons. Lineage: Eukaryota; Metazoa; Chordata; Actinopteri; Syngnathiformes; Syngnathidae. Gene Ontology annotation, cellular component: intracellular membrane-bounded organelle.
UUAGGGAAGUAAACCAUUAACUUUCGGCGACGCAGAUUAAAGAAGUUGGCUGUGGUACUUUAUGAUAGCCUUUUCAAAUACUUGCUGUACAGUUCGCUGGGCUUUUAUUCCCUCCUUUAAAGCAAUACUAGUGAGGUCUAGAUGUAAGCGUUACGAGGAGGAGGGGGAAGUACUUCUGCACCAACCUGAGCUUCCUGAACUGAAGCCGAGCACGGUAACUUUAAACCUCCAGCUCACAGAGGACGUCGAAGGUUACCGGCAACAACAACAACACCGCCACCACCGCUAUCGUGAGCCUCCCUCUUAGGACCGCAUUUGGUCAACGUCUUGCGGUGAUGUCCCUGGUCGACCAGAGCCAGCAGUGGUUCCCCACUAGUGUGCAGGUAACGGUGCACCAGGCUCGGAACCUUCGCCCCAAGGGGAAGAAUGGCACCAACGACGCCUAUGCCAUCAUCCAGAUGGCUAAAGACAAGUUUUCUACCUCAGUGGCAGAGAAGAGUAUGGGCCCGACGUGGAAAGAGGAGGCUUCAUUCGACUUGCCUCUCUUCCACCCGGGUAACGCCGAACGCUGCACACUGUAUAUCAUAGUCAUGCACCGAGCUCAGGUCGGACUCGACAAGUUCCUGGGCCAAGCCGUGGUCAACUUAGUGGAGCUGCACGAAAACAAGACUCGUCAAAAGCCAGAUUGGUUUCCGUUGGUGGACAAGAGUGGAAAAGCAGAUAAAUUGCGAGGUGACGUGUUGCUGGGCAUCAGCUUUAUGCGGAACAACAUGUCAGCGAGCAUGGUGGACCUUUCUAUGCAGGACAAGCAUCGUUCCCGUCUCUCCAAGCUGAAAGACAAAGUUCGUUUGAAGAAAAAGGGCAGCUUCUCUGACACUACCUCGGCUAUUGUGCCCCCUGUGAGCCAGGUCUUAACGGACAGUGAAGGAGAGCCUGAUGCAGCAUCACUUCAGUCUUCUCAAAUUCCAGGCGAAAAAAAGAAAUCAAAGCUCAAGAAACUCUUUGCACCUAAGUCCACUUUGCAACGGAACACCUCGCAGUCCCUUUCUACACUAGGAACUCCUCCUGAGAAGAACCUCUCUCGCAGUAGCAGCCGCUCAUCUGGCCUCAAUGUAGAAACCCCCGAAGUCAAGAAGAAAUUCAAAUUUCUGGGACACAAGCGGAGUGGUAGCUCUGACAGCAAGGUGUCUCUGGGUCCAUUGUCCCUACUGGGCCGCUCUAAGCACAGCAACAGUGACUUGAACAACGUCAGCGUCAAUGGUAACCAUGUGUAUGAAGAGGGUGACGCCAUAAGUGGCUCUACACUCAGUCUGAACAGUUCUGGCCAAGGUUCUGUGGAGAAUGUCCAUCAACAAACCAUGGGUGUAUUUGCAGACAAAAGCGCACAGGUGCUUUCCUUCAGGUCUGAGUCUCAAAAUAGACUCAUGAUGGAGAAACAGAGUCACCAAGAGGAAGAGGAAAGAAGGCAGGUGGAAGCAAGGAGCAUGGCAGAGGCAAUGACAUUACAGGACGACGAGGAGAGGCGCAAAGCAGAGGCCCUGAGGCUGCAGGAGGACUACGAGAGGAGCAGGCGCUUUCUUGAGGAUGAAGCAAGAAGAGAGAAAGAAGAGGAAGAACGCAGAAAGCUGGAAGCAGCAGAAAAUGAAGAGCACCGCAGACUAGAGGAGCAGACCAAAAGAGCAGAGGAGCAGAAAAGACAGGAGGAGGCUUCCAUGGGCGAAAGACUGUCUUCUCUGUUUGGGAUCAUCAGAAAGAAGGAGGAGAAAAAGGAAGAUGUGCAGCAAUAUCCUAAGGAGGAGCUGACCACACAAACUCCUAAUGGUGAUGACGUCUCCUUCAUGACCACCAACCCAUUUGAGGACAUUUCCCUCAGCUCGGGUCCUCAAUUUAACAACAGUGAGCAUCUGUCUGAUGAUCAGAAACCCAGACUCAACCCACAAACCCCAUCUGCCAUGCUCUUCCUAAACCGCACUGCAAAAGUGUCCACAGUUAAACCAAGAUUGACUCAUUCUCUGGACUCUGAAUACUCUGACCCCCAAACCCCCAGUAGUCCAGUGGCCCAGCAGUGGUCUUCCCCAGCCGUGUUGACACAUUUUGUGGACUCUGAAUACUCUGAGCCAAAACCCGAAAGUAGUCCCGUGCACCAGCAUAGGUCGUCCCCAUCCGUGUUGACACAUUCCCUGGACUCCAAGUACUCUGCACCCCAAACCCCCAGUAGUCCAGUGGCCCAGCAGUGGUCUUCCCCAGCCGUGUUGACACAUUCUCUGGACUCUGAAUACUCUGAGCCAAAACCCCACAGUAGUCCCGUGGACCAGCGUAGGUCGUCCCCAUCCGUGUUGACAGAUUCCCUGGACUCUAAGUACUCUGCACCCCAAACCUCCAGUAGUCCAGUGGCCCAGCAGUGGUCUUCCCCAGCCGUGUUGACACAUUCUCUGGACUCCAAGUACCCUGCACCCCAACCCCCCGGUAGUCCAGUGGACCAGCAGUGGUCUUCACCAGCUGCCUCUGAAUUUACCCUCUCUAGUGUACCGUCUGACACCCCUGAUACUUUCUCCAACCUUCAUUCAUCUUUGGCUCCUGUCAGAUUAAGUGAGAAGCCACCUGGUUCCCCGUCUGACAGUAUAGAAAAGGUGUCAUCUGUGCCGUCUUCUCCCACGAUGACUGAUCAGACCAAAAGAUCCCCCUUGCCACCACUGUAUCCCAUAUAUGAGACCCAGACAGGCAGAAUCCAAAGUCCAGCUAGAGAGGUCAAGAAUCCCAGACACACAGAGGGAUCAGCAGAGCAAAAACUCUCUCUUCCACUUCCUGAUUAUGAAACCUUAUUCCCCCAGAAGAGGCAUGGGGUACAAGGGCACACUCGAUGGGAUCAUAUUAUUGCUGAGGUGAAUCAGAGACAUAUGGACUAUACACCAGAACUUAUGGGUCCUGAGAUGAGUGUAGAUGGGCCAGAGAACCCAGAGGAGGUUAGAUCUUCAAUUCCAGAGGAACGCCUUUCUUUGGGGCAUUUUCAGACACAUUACAAGGAAACGAAACGUGUCUCCUCAAAAAAAGUAGCAGCCCCUCCUCCGCCUAAACCUGUGUUAACAUUGCACUCCAGGUCAGUUUCAGAAGAGGACGUCCAACGGACAGAUGAGUCUCUCAUAAGGCGUCUACCCCAAGUACCAGCUGGAAUUCUCAGCGAUGACAUAUCUAAAAGAGAGAGUCUUCCAGAGCUACCUCGCACUGGAUCAAAAAAGGCUUUACAACCACCACUGCACAGACCAACUACAGGCACACCUGCCGAACAAACAAAAGGUCCAGUGACCACAGAGAAAGACGUUCCCACUGCCAGACCGAGGCGAAGGGUUAGCAUGAAAGAGCCAACAGAGCAACAUUUUUCUUCAGCCAUGCCAGAUUUGGCAGAUAUGCAUACAAGCAGCAUCAACCAAAAACUGCCUAGUUUCAGUAUGAGUGAAAUGGACAAAAAUAGCAGACCAGGGAAGGAAACUAUUUCUGAGUAUGACCCAUAUCCCAGCACGGACCCUCUUUCCAAAGACACCUGGGUACCAGAAAAACCCCCCCGAGAUGUAGAUGGCCUUUAUGGCAGGAUAUCAAAGAAGGAACAAAAACCUGAAAACCGUGGAAUGACGGCAGACGAUCUUGAUCAUAUUUUCAGUGAAGAGAAAUCAGCUGGCCUGUUUACAAAUGUGAAUGGCUACCAGACAAGUGAAUAUAACGACUAUGGAAAAGGGGAGGAUGAUUCAAGGCCAAUCAGUCCAGUUUUCCAAAGAAGAAAUUCACAAAAACAACCUAUUCUUUCAAGAAGUAACUCACAGAAGGCUUUAAAGUUUCAACAAAAUCCUGCAGCUGAGGAACAAACCACCAUACGUGAACAAGAACUCCCUACAAGAGAUGUUGUCAUUGAGUCCAUCACUCAAAGGCACCCGGCUGAUGGUAGGGCACAAAUCCAUCUUCUCGACAGGGAGGAUCCAUUUGGCGGUGACCCCUUUGCAGUAACGUCAGCUUUCCCUUCUUCAGAGCCCCUCCCGGUUGUUAUGGAGGAACCGUCAUCAGAAACACAAGUGUUUUCUGUGAGAAAGACUCGAGCAUUGUUGCCACCCGCUGAGGCUGACUUUAUCAGCGCUCAAAGUAGCAAUGGAGGUGACCUUGCCACCACUCUGCACAGGCCUCAUCCAGUGAAGCCCAUGCACACAACUGAGAGUUCGCUUCCCAUCAGCACUUUUGGACUGAGAGACCUGCAUGUUCAUAAUGGCACAGCUGGAAAGGUUAAGAUGGCAGGCUUGGCUGACAGUGGACCCUUCACUCAGCUGACACAUGAAGAGCUGAUCACACUGGUGGUGAGGCAGCAGGCUGACCUGUCCAAAAAAGAGUCUAAGAUCAGCGAGCUGGAAGACUACAUUGACAACCUGCUGGUGCGCGUCAUUGAGGAGAAGCCCGCCAUCCUGCAGGCUAUGAACACAACCAAGCCAGUGUGAGCCCGGGGGAGGAAGAGUCCUGCUGCGAUACUUUUCUUUCUGCUGUGUACUAAGAGACACAUGAACGUCUUAAAGCAUAUGCACUUUGUGGAUUCAAUUUCUUUAAGAAUGCUGUUAAUGAUCCGAGGUUCUAGUAUGUGGUGAUUCCUUGAUAAACAAGCAAGUAAAUACUGUAUGUAUAUUGAUGUCUGUUUCGAUGGUUGGCCAUUCUUGAUUUACUUGAGGUAACCUGGGUUGUGAUUUAUUUAAUAUACACUAUGUGGACACAAGUAUCCAGACACUCUACUUAUUCAAUAAUCCAAUCAGGAGUUGGACUAGAUCCCUUAGUCCUACCUGUUUCUUUUAACAAGACAUUAUGGACAUUUGUGGGAGCAGUUUGAGGAAGGCCCUUAAACAUGCCUGUGCCCCAGCGCACACAGCGAGGUCCACACAUGCAUGUAUCCAGGCAUGGUUGCAUGAGUUUAGUGGGGAAGAAUGUGGGAGCCCUAAACUCAAGCCCAUCAAACACUCCUGGGACAGAAGAGAGAUGAUGAGCCAGCAGGUCCUGACUAACCACUCAGUGACCUCUGACCUCACAAACGUUCUUCCAGAUGAAUAGACCAGCCGUGUUUUCUUAGUUAUCACUUGCUGUAGGUGGAGUGGUCACACGGCCAAAUACUUUUGUCUUUAUGGCGUGCUCGUGCUCUUUCUUCGACACACACUGUAUAUAAAACGCAAUGACACAAUUAUACCAAAAUAUAUAUUUUACAACAUUGUAUAUAUGGACUAUAUGAAAAUAGUUCCCAAAAACAUAAUUUAUAAGUCUCAUCAAGUCAGGAUCACUGAUUUUCCUUGCACUGCAGAUAUUUGAAUGUUUUUUGUUGUAUUCUGAUCAGCUGCUUUACCUUCUUUAAACAUACUGUGCCUUUUUCCAAUGUACAAAAUCAGCAAUGCAUGAAAGCAAGCAGCGAGUGUCUGCUGUAUAUUUGGAAUUGCAGUCUUACGUGGUGAGGAUUUGGCUGAUGGUGCACAUUGGUGCUCAAGAACAUGACAAAAUAACACCGAGUCCCGUAACUCCUGAUAAUAACCAGUGUGAUGUUUGCUUCCAGUAAGUCUGUGAUAAUCAAAGCCAAAAGUGAAAUGCUCACUGUUAUUACUUGUCUUAACUGAAAAUCCUUUUUCACAGAAAUUCCAGCAAUACUUUUGAAUGUACACACGUCUUCCAAAGCCUUUUGUGUCUUGAUUUGCUGAAUGACUCGUUGUUGGCUACCUCUGAAAUAAUGCUGCAGUCUACUUUGAACAGAGGCAAUGCGGACAAUAUCAAUGUGGUUUUAUUUUUAAAUAAAGACACUAAUAUUACA